UACCAGGGCUGGCGGCUUCGGUCUUCAUGGGGACCCGGCACUGCUGGGGGCGGUGCUAUUCAGGCCACACCUCCUGCGCCGACUCCGAGAGGCUCCGGAGCGAAGCGGUAAGCUUCGGGGGGCGGGGACUCGGGCUGGUUCUCUCUGAGCUUGGGGCUCGGCCGUCGCGGUCCUCGGCGUCCAUUCUUCCUGUUUCCGGUGGCCGCGCCGCCUCCCUCCGAGGCUCGGAGCUACGCGCUGUGGAGAACUCGCCGUUGUCGUCCUCUCAGCUUCGAACCCCUUCAGAGUUGCUCCGGGGCAACUGCCGCCCCGCAUUUUGUCGCUCUGAUUCUCGCCCCUGGGAGGACCCCGGCCCCACACUGCCCACUCUCUUGGACGCGCUGGUCCCUCCCUCCCCUCUAAAAUGUCCAAUAACCUACAGGGAGUCUUCUUGAAAGCCGCCGAGGAAAAGCCAGGCAGCGCCUCGCCCUGUGUUUCAGGCUGCAUGUACCAAGUAGUUCAGACGAUUGGCUCGGAUGGAAAAAAUCUUCUGCAAUUACUUCCAAUUCCUAAUGUCUCUGGAAAUCUUAUACCACUAGUUCAAUCUUCAGUUGUGUCUGAUGCUUUGAAAGGGAAUACAGGAAGCCCAGUUCAAGUUACUUUUCAGACUCAGAUUUCCAGCUCUUCCACAAGUUCAUCAACAACUCAAUUGCCCAUUUUUCAGCCAGCCAGUUCUUCAAACUAUUUAUUUACAAGAACAGUAGAUACAGCAGAAAAAGUUAGAGUUACUACUGUGGGAACUGAAACUUUUACCUCAUCAGUUUCUAAAGUUCAGAGUCAUGGUGUAAAAAUUGAUGGACUCACCAUGCAACCAUUGGCUGUUUCUUCCUCCUCAACACAAAAUGAUUCAUCUUAUAUUUUAGUAAAUACUCAGAGCCUCCCAAUGACUGUGAAACCUCCAGUUUUGCCCUCUGGGCAUCAUUUACAGAUUCCAGCCCAUGCCGAAGUGAAAUCGGUACCGGCGACAUCAUUGCCUCCUUCAGUUCAGCAAAAGAUACUUGCAACUGCAACCACAAGCACCUCAGGAACAGUUGAGGCCUCCCAAAUACCUUCCGUUAUUUAUGUAUCUCCUGUAAAAACAGUGAAAAAUGUAGCUACCAAGAACUUUCAACACAUUUAUCCAAAACCUGUUACCGAAAUAGCAAAGCCAGUGAUACUAAAUGCCACACAAAUUCCAAUGAAUGUUGCAAAAGAGACACAAUUAAAAAGUGGUCAGCAUUCUCAAGCUGCUCCAGUGAAAUGGAUUUUUCAAGAAAAUCGACAACCUUGUACUCCAUCUCUUGUUCCUGUUAAGUCUUCAAAUAAUGUAGCUUCACAGAUUUUAAAAAGUUUUGUAGAAAAGAAAAGUGUGGGAGGUAAUACUAUAAAGAUGCCACCAUUGAGUACCAGCAGUCCUAGUGGGGCACAAUCCAAAAGUAUGCCUAUUAAAGAUAAUGCGUUGGUUAUGUGUAAUGGGAAAAUCUAUCUGUUGGCUAAAAAGGGGACAGAUGUUUUGUCAUCACAAAUUGAUCAACAGAAUUCUGUUUCUCCUGAUAUUCCACCAAGAAAAGAUAUAUCACAGAUAGUGAGCCCAAGUCCAGUAACAGAACUAUCCAGAGAGGUUGUAAACUUUGUUUUGGCAAAAAAUAAAUCUUCCCAGAUGGAGACAAAAUCAUUUUCAAACACCCAGCUUGCUUCCAUGGCCAAUCUAAGGGCAGAGAAGAAUAAAAAAGUGGAGACACCAUCUCUUUCUAUCCUACACCCAAAUAAUCUGAACCCACCCAUUAACUACUUAAAACAGAGUAAGACUUUAUUCCUAAAGGCAGACUUUCCAAAUGGAUUUAGUACAGGACAAAAUGCCCCCCCAAAAGAAAAUAUCAUCCAGAGCAUAGAGAAAAUAAGUUCCUCUAUUGAUGCAACAAGUAUUACUUCACAAGAGUGUGUUUUCAGAGACCAAGAACCAAAGAUCCAGAAUGAGAUGGCAUCAACAUUACAAAAAGGUGCUCAAGAAAGAAAUGACAAAAAUGCUCAAGGAAGAAGCAAUAAGGCAUAUCUGAAGACUGAUGCUGAAUUUAAAAAGCUAUUUGGUCUUACUAAAGAUUUGAGAAUAAGACUUACUCGGAUUCCUGACCAUUUGGGUGCUGGAGAUUUUGAUUCCUUUAAGAGUUUGGUGAAGAGUGACAAUGAGACAAAGUUUACAGUGAAGGAGGAAGAGAGAAAACAGGGUUUUGAUAAGAAAAGAAAAGCAAAAACCGUUAAGAAGAUGGAUCACGCAAAGAAGAGAAAAACCGAGAGUGCUUAUAACACAGCUUUAAAUGGAGGAAUUAGCUAUAUUUUACCAACUUCAGAUGUAUCACACCAUAACAUUGUUACAAGCUGCAAUAAAACCAGAGAAGAAAGAACUGAGGUAGAACACUGUACCCGUGAAAAUCAGGAGAAAGUUGCUUUGAGUUCAAAUGCAGAUUUUGGACAAAGUCAUUCCUUUACCAGAAAUUAUACUGAAGAUAUUUUUCCCAUGACACCACCAGAGUUAGAAGAAACCAUUCGAGAUGAAAAAAUAAGAAGACUUAAACAAAUGCUGAGAGAGAAAGAAGCAGCCCUUGAAGAAAUGCGUAAGAAGAUGCACCAAAAAUAAUAAAAUGUUGCCAUACUUAAAGACUUCAGUGAAUUAGCUCUGUUUUUACCAGAUGUUUUUGCAUUAAGUUAACUAUAGAUGCAUUCUGAAAGUGUCAUUGAAUAUGAAGUUUGGUUUUUCAUCAGUUGAUUAUAAAAUUUUGUUUAAGGAAUGCAGAAAAGGUUGAUUCACAUAUAACUUCAAUAAUGUACAUGGGCCAUCUAAAUCUUCUUUUAAACUUUUUUUGGGAAGGAAAAUUUGCGUAAUGUUUUUGUUUCGUUACUUUUAACUAGAAUCCCCCAAGUUUGAAUAUUUGUGCAGGAUUUUUAUUAUUGUUUGUAUCUUUAGCUAAAUUGCUCAGGAAUACUAUUGAAAUUAUACAAUCCAAGAGAGGAAAUCAGUCCAAACUUACUUAGUUUUGCCACUGGGCUUGUAUAUAUACUCACUUAGUCUCUUUGCCCAUGAAAUGAUGAUACCUUCUGCUCACCACUGUAAAUUUGUUUAAUAUCAUGAUAAAAACAUAGCAGCAUUAUUUAAAAAUUCAAACAUUUUUUUUCAAGACUGAGGGAUACCUGUUUUGUAUCUUUUACAAAAUAGUUUCAUAUAAUCCAAAAUGAGUUUUAGAAUUCAGGCUAUAUAAUGUAUUGUUUGCUUAACAUGGUAUGUUACUAUUUCUAGGCAAAUGCUGCUUUUUCGAAAUAUGUAACUUGGACUGUGUGAAAAGUAAAUGUGAACAAUGGCCACAUUGAAUACUUUUUAAAAAUGUAGAAUGUGGUUUUUCUUAAAAGAGUCAAACAGUU
Myotis daubentonii (Daubenton's bat) is the source of this 3432-nucleotide messenger RNA. RefSeq names its product ligand dependent nuclear receptor interacting factor 1 (gene LRIF1). The record is from RefSeq and is a predicted model, not a curated record. Gene Ontology annotation, biological process: regulation of DNA-templated transcription. Lineage: Eukaryota; Metazoa; Chordata; Mammalia; Chiroptera; Vespertilionidae. Gene Ontology annotation, molecular function: nuclear retinoic acid receptor binding.